UUGACACUGAUGAUCCGGGAUCCGAACCGAAACCGAUCAAACUGACCCAAAACAACGACCGAACGCGUCAUCUGUCACGAGGCAUUUAACAUCCGCCGGAGGAAAAGUCUUUCCCGGAGGUUCAGCUGGGAUAAUGCUGAUCGGACCUGUCGUGUCGCUGUUUUAGACUGUAAAUAAACCGUGUUUGUGUCGGUAUGGCGGAGGCGCGAGCUGAGGAAGAAGAUGAGCGUUUGCGCGAGCCCGGCGGCGCGAGACGGAGCGCAGCAGAACAUUCAGACCGGAAUAAACCAGACCAGCGUCUCUCCAGCUGUUUGUGUGUCAGUUUGGUUUUUGUGUUUGUGUUUUUUUAUGGAAAUUGUGCAGCGUCAACCAGAACGAGUUCUCAGAGCGACCAUCACAGAGACCGGAGGCGUCCAGAAAUCACCAUCCUCUCUGCUGAACCUCUGCCGUCCAACACCUGGUUCCCAGGAGCCUCCGGAGCCUUUCCUCCAGCCCCGCCCCCGGCCCCGCCCUCCUGGUCUGCUGCCUCUGGAUCAGUGCAGCUGCCUCCACCCUCAUAUGAGCAGGUGAUCAAAGAAAAGACACGUGAACAGAAUCUUCCCUCCACCUCCUCAUCCUCCUCCCCCUCCUCGCCUCCGUCCUCUCGCCGCUCUACCUCCACCAUCGCCACGCAGACGGACACCGACUCCCCCGACCCACAAUCCCCUGCUGCCCGGCCAGUUUGCAGACCCCUGAAACCCCCCCGCCCGUCUCUGCCUCUCAAACGCACCACAUCGCCUCAUGCGGACCCGUUCAUCGACUCGGAUGGGUCCGAGACCAGGCCUCAAACACAAGACGUUCCGCGCAAACCAGAGCAGUGUGACGCUCAGACCGACUCUGAUGAUGUGACCGGUGACGUCACACUCAUAGACUCCGCCCCCACUUUCAGAGAGUUCACUCAGAGUACCCUUGAUUUCAGACCUGAACCAAUGAGGGAGGAGCCCAGCGUGCGGCCCAGACCCCGCCCCCGCUCCAGAGCCUCCUUACAAGCAACCAUCAGCGAGGAGGUGCUGGAUCAGCCAAUGACGAGAGAGGUGAAGGUUCAGACCCUCGUGCGUCUGAAGGACGAUGGGGCGGAGAGCGCCUUCGCCAGGUUCAGCGACGCCUCCUCCAAUUUCUCCAGCAAAUACAUGCAGGAUCUGCUUGAGGUGUUCGGUCCUGAAGACGCAAACGUUGAUGAUGACCGGCAACAAAAUGAAGAGGAGACUUCUGUCAUCUCCGCUGUGCCAUCUGAACCGUUCAAUAGACCACAACCACGUCCAAGAACUCAGAAACCCAAACCUCUGCUUCCUCCGAAACCAUCUAGACUAGAAAGUGAUGUCUUUGAGCCCGAAGAGCCUAGCGUCAAACCAAACCCCUCAAAACAAACCUGCAGCGCUCCAGCACCAGCACCCAGACCUCUCCUGAACAAACCUCACAGCCGGACUCAUGAGCAUCACAUGAAGGACUUCCCGUCAUCAUCUGAACAUAAGAAUCCUCAAACACCUCCAGAGAAGACACCUGUCACCCCCAACGACAACCACAUCAUGAACCAUCCGUCUGUACCCAGACACUCUCGACCUCCUCCACCUUUACACAGAAACAUGUCGUCCACCUCACAGGUGUCUGUGAGUGUGACGGGUGUUUCUCAAGUGACGGGUGCAUCAGUUCCUUCUCUGCCUCCCAGACCCAGUGGUGGUAGACUCCUCCCUCUCUGCCCUCCUUCGAUCAAACUGGCCAAGCCUCCAGGCCCCGCCUCCUCCAAUCAGCUUCCGGCCGGUAGGGUGCCAAAAAGAGGUCCGCCCCUCCCACCCAGACCCAAAGCAGGACAUCCACUUUACAAGAGUUACUCUGUGAGCAAAGCAGUGUUUUCUGUGUGAUGGAAGCAAAUGUGUGUGAGGAAGUCACCUCGUCUCUCUAAACGUGUCUCUGUUCCACACGCAGCUUCAUUCACCUUUACUUUUCUUUCUGGAGCGUGAUAAUAUCAGUCUAUGAAAGCAUUGCGCUUCACAUCACAUCACGUGAAAGAUAAAAAUGUUUAAAGUGAAAUGAGGAGGAAAUACAAAAACGUCACUGCGUCAAUUAAUUAUUUUUUCCCCAAGGGAGUUUAUUACUAGAACAAAAGGGUUGAGCACUGCCUGAUCAAACAAUGCUUUCAUACUUAUUUUAGUGUUUGAUUGUGUGUGUGUUUGUGUGCA
This is a messenger RNA of Triplophysa rosa, 2216 nucleotides long. RefSeq lists its product as uncharacterized. The record is from RefSeq and is a predicted model, not a curated record. NCBI's taxonomy places the organism in Eukaryota, Metazoa, Chordata, Actinopteri, Cypriniformes, Nemacheilidae. The transcript has 9 exons. The coding region runs from base 195 to 1898 and encodes 567 amino acids.